AAUUUUAAUAAUUAUAGUGUCCCAUCAUUAAAUGUAUAAUUGCAUUGUAGUUAAACACGAAAGAUAUCCAGAUUAUUUCCAUAGCACAACCAAAACCAAUAAUUUAAUUAUAUUGUAUCAGCCCAAAGAGUCCCAACCUUUGGUUGGGCCUCCCUGUAAGAGCCCAAAGAGUCGGAGAAUGAUAAAAUCAUUCCCAAACUUUUUUUUUUUUUUUUUUUUUGCGCCCCAUAAAUAAAAUCAUGACCGUCAAUCAAAAAAUGAUGCCCUCUCAGCCACCUCGGAUCACAGUCGUAGAGGCAGAUGCCUUUUAGGUUAGCCACUCGAGAGUCAAAAUGUUGAUCGCUCUUAUUGGACAAAACAAACCCCAUUCUCCGGUAGGUUCAGCGAGGACCCUCCUCCCCCUCUCGACCGUCGCCAAAUCACUCCUAAUCGGUUCGGGAUGGAGGAGGCGGCCGGCCGCAACCAACACCACCACCAGCAGCAGCGCCACUUCUGGGGGGACGAUCCCGCGGACGAGGAAGAGUACUACGCAUCGCAGGGCAUCCGCGGCACGAGCUCGUCCUUCGCCUCGCCGGGGGGCUUGUCCCUCUUCGCCCGCUCCUGGCUGCCCUCUUCUUCGCCCCCCCGCGCCCUCGUCUGCAUGAUCCACGGCUACGGCAACGACAUCAGCUGGACCUUCCAGGCCACCCCCAUCUUCCUCGCCAGCCACGGCUUCGCCUGCUGCGCCAUCGACCUCCCCGGCCACGGCCGCUCCCCCGGCCUUCGCGCCUUCCUCCCCGACCUCUCCGCCGUCGCCGACGACUGCCUCGCCUACUUCGACUCCGUCCGCCGCUCCCCGGAGCUCCGCGGCCUCCCCUGCUUCCUCUACGGCGAGUCCAUGGGCGGCGCCCUCUGCCUCCUGAUCCACCUCCGCGACCGCCGCCCCGAGGCUGUCUGGCGCGGCGCCGUCCUCGUCGCCCCCAUGUGCAAGAUCUCCGACAGCAUCCGCCCCCGGUGGCCCAUUCCGCAAGUCCUGACCUUCGUUGCCCGGCUCGCUCCCACGCUGCCCAUAGUUCCCACGGCCGACCUCGUCGACAAGUCGGUGAGGGUCGAGGCGAAGCGGAAGGUGGCCGCGAGCAACCCCCUGCGGUACCGGGGGAAGCCGAGGCUGGGCACCGUGGUGGAGCUGCUCCGGGCCACCGACGACCUGGGAUCCCGCCUCUCGGAGGUGACCCUUCCCUUCCUCGUGCUCCACGGCAGCGCCGACGUCGUUACCGACCCGGCGGUGAGCCGGGCGCUGUACGACGCGGCCCGGAGCGAAGACAAGACCAUCAGGAUCUACGAGGGGAUGAUGCACUCCCUGCUCUUCGGCGAGACGGACGAGAACGUCGCCCUCGUCCGCAACGAUAUCCUCGCCUGGCUCAACGAGAGGUGCGGAGGAGCUCGACGAUGAAAGAACAAAACAAAACAAAAAUUACAUUGUGCUCCCUUCUUCAUAGCUGACACUUUCUGAAGAAACCGAUCUUGUAUUAUUUUGAUGCUGCUAUUAUCUGAAACAGUACAUCACAAAAAACUAAAUUGGUCCUUUUUUUUCCCCCCUUUUGGAUGUUCCAUUCCGAAAUAAAGCAUACGAAACACCCAAUCGAUCAUUGA
Molecule: messenger RNA, 1632 nt
Organism: Phoenix dactylifera (date palm)
Lineage: Eukaryota; Viridiplantae; Streptophyta; Magnoliopsida; Arecales; Arecaceae
Product: alpha/beta-Hydrolases superfamily protein
Source: RefSeq, a predicted model, not a curated record